Messenger RNA from Engraulis encrasicolus (European anchovy), 781 nucleotides. It is a transcript of the gene ndufa6, whose product is annotated as NADH:ubiquinone oxidoreductase subunit A6. Bases 32 to 418 code for a protein of 128 amino acids. Gene Ontology annotation, biological process: response to oxidative stress. Lineage: Eukaryota; Metazoa; Chordata; Actinopteri; Clupeiformes; Engraulidae. The record is from RefSeq and is a predicted model, not a curated record. The transcript has 3 exons.
AUCCGGAAACUACUAAACAAGGAUAACAAACAUGGCGUCCACCGCUGCGACCCGAGCGGCCAGCGGCGCAGUUAAAGUUGUGAAACCAAUUUUCAGUCGAGACAUCAAUGAGGCAAAACGAAGGGUUCGUGAUUUAUAUCGGGCAUGGUAUCGUGAGGCACCAAAUACAGUUACUUUGUACCAGUUGGACAUUUCCACCGCCCAGGCUAGGGAUAAGGUGAGGGAGAUGUUCAACAAGAACAAACACAUCACAGAUCCUCGAGUCAUUGACAUGCUUGUAAUCAAGGGUAAGAUGGAGCUGGAGGAGACCAUCCACGUCUGGAAGCAGAAGACCCACGUGAUGCGCUACUUCAGCGAGACUGAGACGCCUCGCCCCACAGAUUUCCUGUCGAAAUUUUACCAGGGUCACGACCCUUAAAUUGACCUCCUCUCCCACCACGCUAGCUUCUGUUCCUCCGAGUCUACAGCCAGAGACGCUGUGUGUUCUGUAACAUUUUGAACUGUAAAUACACUUAUGGUGAUCCAUUUCUUUGUCAUGUGCUUUUGUUUGACAGUGUGAUUGGACAGAUUUUGAUUUAGACAGAGUAAACUAGGUGAUGAUACAAUCACCUAGAGCCCGAUUGGCUCCUAAUUUGGCAAUGUAACAAUCAUUUAAAGUUGUCUGCUGAUACAAUAUCUAGUUGAAGUCGAAACAUCUGUUGGCUUAAAGAUACCCAUCUUCUUCUGUCCAUAGUCCUCUUUCUGUCAUGUCUGGCAAAUGGCAUUAAAUCUUCAAAAGCUG